AUGAGUGGCACAGCCCCCUCCCAGCGGAGUGUGACUGUGGGGAGCAGGCACACGGCGGCCUCUGGACCUCCCGUGGUCCCGGACCCCCUGGCCCCCAAGCGCGUCUGCUUCUACAAGAGCGGGGACCCCCAGUUCUCCGGCUUCAGGGCGGUCGUCAGCGGCCGCACCUUCAAGUCCUUCGACGCCCUCCUGGACGGCCUGUCCAAAAAGGUCCCGCUGCCGUUCGGGGUGCGGACCAUCACCACCCCCCGCGGGACGCACGCCGUCCUGUCCCUGGACGAGCUGGAGGACGGGAAGUCCUACCUGUGCUCCGACCGGAGGAGAGUGAAGCCCAUAGACCUGGAGGCCGCCCGGAGGAGGCCGCUGCCCUGGAACUCGGCCCUCCCGGCCAGCAGGGGGCGCCGAGCGUCGCAGCCUGCGGGCAGCAGGGCGAGGCGGGGGAGCCCCGCGGUGGUGCCCAUGCCUAAGACCCUGACCGUGUUCAGGAACGGUGACCCCAGCACCCGGCACACGGUCACACUGCAGGGGACCAGCUCCCUGACCUUCGACACCCUGCUGGGCCACAUCUCAGAGCUCCUGCAGGUCCCAGUGGUGAAGCUCUUCAGCCCCGAUGGCAGGAGGGUCGAUGGCCUUGCUGCUCUCCUGCUCUGCUCUGCGGUGGUGGCAUCCUCAGGUCAUGAUCCCUUCAGGCCUGACCGCUACAGUCCCCACAAACCGCCGCGGACCUCUCAAAGCGCCCGCCAUCUGGGGCCUGACAGGCUGCAGUCAAGGCCUCCCUACUCCCCCUCGCCUCCUGGUGACACACCCUCCACUUUUGAAGGGAAGAGCAAGUUGCUGUCCAGGAAGAACUCCAGGAACUUCUCUCCUUCUUCCGAGACAUUGUUGGCGAACCAGAUCAGUGACUCCAUGUCUGGGAGCCUUGUCAAGCCCCACAGCGGUUGCACAGUGGACACGGCUGGACUAGCCUGUGCUGGGGACACAGCUGGACUACCCUGUGCUGGGGACUGGGACGUUUCGGGAGCGGGGAGUGGUGCCCUGCUGCCCCCUGAUGUGGAUGAUAUCGAGAAGUCUUGCCGGAUAAACCAGGACGGCAGCAUGACGGUGGAGAUGAAGGUCCGGCUGAUGAUAAAGGAAGAGGAGACCAUACACUGGACCACCACGCUGUCCAGGUCCAGCACCACCUGCUGGCCGGGGGAGGGACCUGCACCGCAGGAGCCGACAGAUGAAAGGUCCCCAGACUCCAACAAUCCAAUAGAGGACCCUGAUGUUGACGGAGGCAGGGGCGGGACUAACGUACAGCUGCCCAUGCCAGUGGCUGGAGCCAGAGAUCCCAGUGAAGAAGGAGAGGAUAGGGACGCAGUGUUGGCUGAUGCUGAGAAACCCAGGAUCAGGAGGGUUCAGACCCCAGGCCCGAGGGCCCUGAGGAAGAGGCUGCCAUCCGCUGAGAGCUUCCUGUCAGAUUCAGAGGCUCUGGAGGACAUGGUGGGCGCCUCCCACGCUCACACGGAGAGGACUGCAGGGAGCACCGUGGCGGAGAAGCACAGCAGCCUCACCCAGCAGCACAGCCAUCGACCCACACCCAAACGCAGGAGCGCAGCGGCAGCUAAUCACAGAGAGCUACGUUCUGCUUUCCGGACCUCCCGGUCAGCAGAAGUCCUGCAGAUACAGAACAAUGGGAGAGAGGUCACAGAGUCGGUGCUGCACGUAUACGAGCAGCAGAGCUGCUUUGACGGCUACUUUGGCAACGCGAAGAUCGCAGGCGAGCAUCAGUCCAUGAGCAGGGAGGUCCGCAGCCGGACGUUCUCCACAGAUACGGCCCCUCGUUCCUCCGGCAACGACAACGGCCGACUACACGGGGGGCCCAGCGUCACCUCGGAACCUCCCCGCUGUGGAGAGUCUGAUCGUACUCCCACGUCACCUAAACCGUCACCUGAACCUGCAGUCCCUUCGUACAGGAUCCAGAACAGCCCGUCGUCCUCCACAGACAAUGAAGCCCGUGUCACCAUGGAGUCCCCGUCCGAGUGUUCCCUACGGGACACGGACGGCUCCGAGAGUCACGGCCUUGGUCGGGGACAGAAGAAGUCGUCGGAGAAGCUCAAAGCGAGAAAGAAGGCCUCGCCCCUGUCCCCAAUUCCAGGCAGAACCUUAGCAGAGGGCCUGAAGGUGGACCUCAGAGGCGUCAGGCAUGUGAAAUCCGCCUCAGACGUUGCACACAGCCGAGAUGGAGUAAGAGCUGAGGGGGGUGCAGAACAUGAGCAAAGACAGCUUCGCAAAAUAAAAGAGAAAAAGAAAGGAAUGAGGGACAGUGAUGACAUAUCCAAAAGCCACACCCUGUUGGUGAACAUUAAGCACCAGAGAGAAUCUGCAAAAGAGCUAAAUUUAACAGAGGGGACGUCCAUCACUGAGACUAAGCUCAACCUAAGCACAUUUGCAAAGACAGAUCUGUUAGACAUCCAACCUCCUCUUUUGGUCCGAAAAAUGCUGGUGAAGCAGUGGUCAAUGAACGAGGAGAGAAGAGGAGCGAGAGAAACAGGGGAGCUGAGCGAGAGCGUGUCAAUGCCCGUUCUGCACUCCUGUCCCUCUGCCGUCACUGAGUACGUAGGAAACUGGCUGGAGAAAAUGACACCACCGGAUGUCGCUUCCUGCAUAGAUGACGCGAGUGUCACGGAGUCAGCGGAGAGGGUGCAGUUUCAGAUCGGCUGCGACUCCUGCGAUGAGUCCGAGGCAAAGAGCGAAAUGAAGUCGGCCCCAAAGGAACACUCGACCUCUGAGCACGACACUGAGCGACUAUCCUCACAUCCGCCCACUGAGGGAAGGUUUCAGCUGGGACCUGAGCGUGAGCUGCAUAUGAGGAAAAGCACAGGCGUGUCAAAGUCCGACGUCUGCAUGAAAGGACCGAAAGUCAAAAUGCACAAGUCGGCUGAAGCUCUCAUUCAGUCAGGAACGGAAAUGCCUUUAGCCUCCGAGGUUGCCCAAGAGCCCCAAAUUAAACCCUUGCUGGAGCAGCUGUGCUCAUCAAUUCAGUCGAUAAAUCAGAUUUCCCAGCGCGGGCACACCCCUUGCCUUGCGAUGUCCCACGGCGUGCCGGACUUCUCCUCUCUGGUGGCCUCCAUAUUCGGGUCAUCCUCCAAAAUGCUGAUUGCCUUUCUAUCUGUGCUGGCCUUAAAGGAAGCCGUUGCAAGCCUGGGCAGAGACCUGCCGCCUGCGAAGGACUGGAGUGUCUCCGAGGCCUUGCAGAUGAUGAAGGCCCUGCACAAACUGGCCAGCUUAGAAAACACAGAUGAACUGCAGACGGGCCUCUCAGACCUGCACAGGUCGGCCUCGUCGGAGCUGCUGCAGAGCUGGAGGAGCUUCCAGGAGCUCGGCAGCCUCGCUGACAGUCAGGAGGACUUUGGGUCCUCAGAACAUCCGACUCUGUCUGAGGAGAGCAGCCACCAAGAGGGAUAUCCGUAUGGAUUCCAAGAGCUGAUGAAGGAACUGGAUAUCUCCAGCGAUCUGCAGAGAGAACUUUCCGGCUUGGUUAUGGGGGAGAUGAUGAAUGAUGUCGACAGGAAUGAGGCACCGAUGGAGAAGUCAGAAGAGGCAAGCAGUUCUUUUGAAUCAGCAACUAAGGAAGAUUACCUUGUGGAAUCUGUCCAAGGGAUAGGUGACAGUGACUUUGCACAAUCUGUGGCAGAGGAUGAAGUCACCGACUCUGUACGGUCCCUUGCAGAGGAAGUCCAUGACUGCACACAGUCUGACCUGGAGAAAGAAAUCAAUAGCUCGGAAGAGUCCAUCUAUGAGGAAAAGGACAAUGACUCUGCAACGCCUGUCCAGGAGAGAGAAGCUGAUAAACUUGAAGAAUCUGCUUUAGUGGAAGAGGAUGAUUCACAGGCUACUCAGGGGAAGAGUAUGAAUGAUCAUGCACUGUUUCUCCGGGGAAAUCACAUUGAUGGAUCAGUCUCUGAAGAGUACAAAAGCACAGAAGAUGAUAUCACCAGAAACUAUGCUCCAAGCAUCAGGGUGGAUGCAGAUACUGAAAAAUGCAAGCAUUCAACUUUAGAAGAAGCUGGCUACUUAGAAGAGAGGGGGAGUCACACAGGAGAGCCAGUCAUCUCUGUUGGGCAGGAAAAAGAGUCCAGCUACAGGCAAAUGGAGGCUUGCUUUUUACAAAUGGGCACAGUAUCAGAAGCAUUUCAACUUUCUUCCCCUGUACAGUCAAAGAAGGGCGAGUCUGCAGUGGGUGAUUCUGAAGACAGUGUGAGAAUGGCUAAGCUCCAAACUGGGUCAGAGGAACAUGAAGACCCCAACUCUGCAACCAUCUCUCACUCCGUGGAGAUCCCGGAGGCCCUGCUGGAGUACGUGAGAUCGGUCCUCAUGUCCUCCUCACUGGUGUUCAUCCACGACUCCAGGGGACACGUGCGGGUGGAGUCGGAGAGGCCCUGUGACGGGUCGGUGAAGGGAGUGCCCCAGUACGGGCAAAAACAACUGCCCAGCCCCAGCAUGUCAGACCUCUCAGACUACAGAGAGACAUCCGAGAGUGACAGGUGCCUGUCACAGCCAUCAGUGGAGCUGACCUCGGAGAGUGAGGGGGAAGGGUCUGGAGUUCGGCCAAUCACUCAGGGCUUCGUGGAUAGAUCAGAGGGAGGGAAUGACACCAACCUGGAGGAAGUUGAGGAAUAUCAGGCAAGCAGCCUCAGCUCCUACCCUGAUGGAAGGACAGAGGAGACGGGAGGUGCGUCUCGAGGCCAAUCCCCCGAACAUGCCACUCCCCGCAUGGAUGACGCCAUAAGUGAUGGGGUGCUGAUCGACAAAGGCAAAUGGCUCCUGAAGGAGAACCACCUAAUCAGGAAGUCUCCACCGGUGCCUUCCGGAAUGUACGGGAAUGUCGAGACCACGUCAGCAGACACCACGCAGGAUGACGUGAGCGAAGACGUCCCGUGCUGCAUCCAGCCGGGGAGCCACCGCUCGCCCAUGGCGGUCUUGUCCUCCUCUGAGCUGGAGGAGCUGGCCGGCCCAGCGAUGCCUAAGUGCUCUUACUUCAACAUGUCGCACGGCAGCGACUCCGAGCCCUUCCGGGAUGAGCUGAGCGACGGCAGCGGGAGGAGUCUCAGCGGCCACAGGAGCGGGAAUGGGAAGGCCACUCAGACAAAGACGGAGCCGGGGGUGUCCCCGUCCCAUGAGCACCGCCAAACACGGGCUAAGAAGUGCGGCAGCCUGUCUUCCUUUGCCUCCGUGGAGUUCAAGAUGGCGGACAACAAGGUGCACCCCCAGGCCCGGCCAUCGGGGGGUGGGCCCGUGGAGAGCCAGCCUGGCGGAGCUUCAAACAUAGCCAGCCAGACGCUCCAAGAGCAGGACUCCCUGGAGAAACUUCACCUGGUGUGUGGCCAGCACUGCCCCAUACUGUAA
Anguilla anguilla (European eel) is the source of this 5388-nucleotide messenger RNA. RefSeq names its product oxygen-regulated protein 1 (gene rp1). The record is from RefSeq and is a predicted model, not a curated record. NCBI's taxonomy places the organism in Eukaryota, Metazoa, Chordata, Actinopteri, Anguilliformes, Anguillidae. Gene Ontology annotation, cellular component: axoneme. The transcript has 3 exons. Gene Ontology annotation, biological process: axoneme assembly; retina development in camera-type eye; photoreceptor cell development. The coding region runs from base 1 to 5388 and encodes 1795 amino acids.